AUGGUGUCUGAGUUGCUUACAGUGGACAAGAGGGAGUGGAGGAUUGAGGAGGUUGCGGCAUUGGUGUUUCCAGAUGAUUUGGCUUUGAUUCAGACUAUAUCAAUUAGUAGGUUUGGGUGUGUGGAUCAACGGAUUUGGCAUUACACAAAAAAUGGUUUAUAUUCAGUAAGGUCGGGGUACCAUGUUGCAAUGGAUAUGAUAAAAAAUGGGGAGCUUGUAAGGAAGGGCAGUGGAAUGUCGAGUAAUCCGGAUACAUUGAGAGGAGUUUGGAGGAGGAUUUGGUCUGUUAUGGUGCCACAUAAACUCCAGGUUUUUACUUGGAAGGCUUGCAGGAAUGCGUUAGUGGUUAGGCAUAAUCUUGAGCGGCGGCGGAUUAGGGUGGUCAAUAAAUGUGAUUUUUGCUUUUCUUUCAUUGUGAAUUCAACCGUGUUUUUUUUGUUUGGGACGUCCCUACAACUUAAUAUGGCAAGAUUGGGGGCCAAUGAUUUUCUUGAAGAAUGGCAGCAGAUUGUGCAGCGGACGAAAAAGGAGGUGGAUGCCGAGGCAUUGCUGCAACAUGUGGUGUUUGGGUUUUGGCGCAUUUGGAAAUGUCAGAAUGAGGUCGUGUUUAAAGGGGUUCGAACUUUACCCCAAGUGGCUGUUGAGUUGUGGCAGCGGCAUUUGGUAGAAUUUAGGGAUGCUAUGGGUGAUAUGGUGGGAGAGGGAGGGGAUGUUUUAAGGGUUAGGUUGUCUGGGGUGAGGAAUGAUUUAGGGGAUCACCGGGGGGAUGAGUUGGGAAUUGGGGAGGGCACGAGGGUCCUUCGAGAUUUUGCGGGGAUUCCGAAGCUAGCGAGAGGGGAAGGAGGGGGAUUCUUCGGGAAUGCAAUUAUGGCUGAGGUUGAGGCAGUCCGUAAGGGAUUGCAGGCGGUGGUGGGUAGUAAUGUGGGAACUAGUGCUAGGUUGGUGGUUGAGUCGGAUUCUAAGGGCUUGAUUCAGAUGCUCAAUAAAGCGGUUGUGGUUGAUGUGAUUCUUGAGAUUUAUCUCCUAGAUAUUUGGAGACUGGCAAGCUUUCAGUCGAUGAGGUUUUGCUUUACCCCUUGUCAUUGUAAUCAUGCAACUCAUUUGAUUGCGGUGUACGUUGUUAAGCAUGGUAGGAGAUUUGGCUAG
Messenger RNA from Pyrus x bretschneideri (Chinese white pear), 1146 nucleotides. RefSeq lists its product as uncharacterized. The record is from RefSeq and is a predicted model, not a curated record. Bases 1 to 1146 code for a protein of 381 amino acids. Lineage: Eukaryota; Viridiplantae; Streptophyta; Magnoliopsida; Rosales; Rosaceae. The transcript has 2 exons. Gene Ontology annotation, molecular function: nucleic acid binding.